Molecule: messenger RNA, 1683 nt
Organism: Pedinophyceae sp. YPF-701
Lineage: Eukaryota; Viridiplantae; Chlorophyta; Pedinophyceae
Source: the annotation of a GenBank genome assembly
AUGGGCAGCUACGAUGAGGGAGCCGCGCUCGACCUGGGGGACGACGUGCUCGCAAUCGUCAUGAGCCUCCUGGGCCCCGACGACCUGGCCCGCGCAUGCUGUGUCAGCCGCGAGUGGCGCGCCGCGGCGUCGUCGGAGCCCCUGUGGCGCGAGCACUGCUGGGUCACGUUCGGCCUCGACGCGUGUCGCGCCGUCGACCGGAAAUCAACACCCCCCCCCACCUGGCAGGCCACAUACGCCGCGUGGGCCCGCGAGCACCCGCGCACCGAGUGCCGGGGCCUCACGCGCCGGGCCGCCCGCGCCGUGAACCUCAUCCACGGCGCCGCGCUGCGCCUCGACCUCCCGAGCAUCGCCGAGUCCAUGACGCCGGGGCUCCCCGCCACGCCGCCCAACACGGACGCCGCACCUCCCUCCCGCGGCACCGGCGAACCGGCCGACGACGCGGCCCGGCCGGACGCCGAGGAGCGCGCGUGGGCGCUCGAGGAGGGCGGGGACGUCGUGCGCGCGCUGUACCGUGCGACGGGGGGGCAGGCGACGAUCAUCGACACCGCCAUGAGUCAGAUGCUGCGGGGGAGUAAAGGGAGAGUCCCCUUCCACGACAUGGCGAUGCACCCGCGCUCGCAGGCGUUCUGGAACGGCAUGCUCGGGUCAUACCAGGCGUAUGGACGCAUCAUCAGCCUGCGCGUCCUCCUCCCGGUGAUCGCACGGUUCCUGACGCGGGGUAUGACGCGUCAGUCUGACCUGUGGAUUGCGCUCGACCCGCGGCAGCACUUCCGCGCCGUCGCCACGUCCCUCGAGAACAAGCUCGUCGUCGUCUCCGCCUCGCCGCCCUUCACGGGCGCCCACCGCGUCCUCUUCGUCGACAAGCGCGACGGCACGGCCUACCUCUCUACGCGCGUGCCCGGCAUGGUCAUUCCUGCGUGUUGGGUCGACCCGAGCCGCCGGGCGUCCGAGUUCAUAGUGUCCGGCGACCAGGCCGCGCAGGCGAUCCGCGACGGUGGCGGGAAGGUCCCCGGGGACCUAUUGACGUGGCUGGAGGAGUUCGCGGACCGCGCGUGGCACGGGCGGUUCCAGGUCGGGCCACCCGUGCCGGAGAACGAUCCCUCCGUGGGCUGGCCGCGCGAGGAGCCCGCUGCCGACCGCGCGGAGCAGGGCGUCCGGGGCCUCCUGCUGUUCGCCAGCGGCGAACAGGACGGGAUGGUGCACGCAGUGACGCGCGGCAUCCACGUCAGGGCUGCAGCGUCAGUCAUGCCGGAGGAGUGCAACCCCCCCAUGGGGCAGAUCGCCUUCAUGUACCGCAUACGCUUUGCGCUGGAGGCGGAGGCCGCGAGCGAGAGCGCGCAGUCGAGCGCCACGGAGCAGGCCGGUGCGGGUGCGGGUGCGGCGGCGCGACGCACGGUGCAGCUGCAGGACCGACACUGGACGAUGAAGGACGGCGAGGACCGCGUGGUGCACGUGGUGGAGGGGCCCGGCGUCGUGGGGAUGCACCCGUUGCUCGAGGAGGGCAAGGGGGAGUUCUUCUACCAGAGUAUGACGGGUCAGACGGAGAGCAGGGGGUCUCUCGGGGGGUGGUUCACGUUCGUGGAGGGGUCGCUGGAGGCCGCGCGGGCGGGCGCGUCCUCCGGGGUCGUGCGCGCGGAGUGCCCGCACUUCGCGACGAACGUGCCGGAUUUCAUAUUCUAA